This is a messenger RNA of Lobosporangium transversale, 2483 nucleotides long. RefSeq names its product O-mannosyltransferase. The record is from RefSeq and is a predicted model, not a curated record. Gene Ontology annotation, biological process: protein O-linked glycosylation via mannose. Gene Ontology annotation, molecular function: dolichyl-phosphate-mannose-protein mannosyltransferase activity. The transcript has 10 exons. Gene Ontology annotation, cellular component: membrane; endoplasmic reticulum. NCBI's taxonomy places the organism in Eukaryota, Fungi, Mortierellomycota, Mortierellomycetes, Mortierellales, Mortierellaceae. The coding region runs from base 96 to 2363 and encodes 755 amino acids.
UCUUUCUUUCCUCUGACAAUCUCAUUCUCCUUCCCUCUUUUUUUGUUCGUCUUGAUCAUCCCUCUCUAACUCUCAUCAUCGACUCUCAAGGAAAAAUGGUGGAUUCCCCUGAAAAGGUCCUCCGACAACGGACAACCUUAAUGUCUGCUGUACCGGCGAUAUCCACAGAAGACGAAGAUGUUGAAGACAUUGAAGUGAAAGCAUCGGUAGUAACAUCCGUGUUUACCCCAACAGAAAAGAAGCGUUCGCUGACCGUUUUAGCAAUAUUGACAGUGCUCGCCAUCGCUACUCGCUUCUACAAAAUCUACGAGCCUGAUGAGGUUGUUUUCGAUGAGGUUCAUUUUGGCAAAUUUGCAUCCUACUACAUUCGCGGAUCCUACUUUUUUGAUGUUCAUCCGCCUCUGGCCAAGAUGAUGCUGGGUGCUAUGGGUUACUUUAUCGGUUAUGAUGGACAUUUUCUCUUUGACAAUAUUGGAGAUAACUACAUUACCAACAACGUACCUUAUAUUGGCCUUCGCGCCCUUCCAGCAUUCCUUGGAGCAAUGACGGUGCCCAUUGUGUACAUGACAAUGCGUGAGGCAGGAUUCCCUAUCGUAACAUGCGCGCUCGCCGGCUUCUUUAUCGCCUUUGACAACAUGCAGGUUACCCAAACGCGCCUGAUCUUGCUGGACUCGAUGUUAGUCUUCUUCAUGGUUUGCUCUAUCUACAGCUACGUCAGGUUCUACAAGACCAGGAAUAGUCCGUACUCCAUUCGUUGGUGGACAUGGCUCAUUGCCACGGGUGUUAAUAUUGCCCUGACUACCAGCGUCAAAAUGGUUGGGCUUUUUACAGUUGCGACUAUUGGUGUGGCUGUGGUUUGGGACUUGUGGAUCCUGUUGGAUAUUCGCCGUCGAUUGACCAUGCAGCAGUUUAUGAAUCAUUUCUGGGCUCGUGCUUUUGCAUUGAUUUUGGUACCCACAGUCGUCUAUCUCUUCUGGUUCUACGUGCAUUUUGCUAUCCUAACUCACAGCGGUCCGGGUGAUGAUUUCAUGAGCUCUGAAUUUCAGGAGACAUUGCAUGGCAAUACGAUGGCAGACGGAAUUUAUAUCAAAUAUGGAGACAACAUCACCAUUCGUCACAAAGAUACCUCGGUUUAUUUGCAUUCUCACCCACACAACUACCCACGAAGAUAUGAGGAUGGUCGCAUCAGUAGUGCUGGCCAACAGGUGACAGGAUAUGCUCAUGCUGAUCCUAAUAACAUUUGGCACAUCGCUAGUGCUAAUCCUGAUGAUCCUAAACUUGGCCAGAAUAUUAAGAACAAGGAUGUCAUUCGUCUUUUGCAUGUCGCCACCAACUCAUGGCUCUUAGCCCAUGAUGUUGCUUCCCCUACCAUGUCGACCAAUGAAGAAAUCACCACCUACUCUGCUUAUGAGGAUGGUUCUCGCUUCAAUGAGACAACGUUCCGAAUUCAACUCGACAGUGGUGGCGAUAAGUUGCGCACAAUGGCCAGCGCUUUCAAAUUAAUUCAUAUGGAUACUAAGGUUGCUAUCUGGACCCAUCAGCAAAAGCUACCUGAUUGGGGAUUUGAGCAGCAAGAGGUCAAUGGCAACAAGAAUAUUAUGGAUAAGUCUACGUUGUGGUGGUCUGAUAGUAUCGAAGGCAAGGAUGCCGAAGAAAUCAACAAAGAGGCUGAAAAGCCUGUCAAGCACCGUUCAUUCUUCCUUAAGUUCUUUGAAUUGCAGAGGAAGAUGAUUGCUCAUAAUUCUGGACUCACGGGCAAACACCCGUAUCAGAGUCAGCCUAUCGAAUGGCCCUUCUUAAUCAAAGGAAUCUCUUUCUGGACCAAAGAUACCACUCGCAAACAGAUUUACUUGAUCGGCAACCCCAUCGGCAUGUGGAUUGCUGUCGGAAGCCUUGCUGUCAUUGCCGGCAUUUCUGGUGCAGAUAUUUUGAGCCGCCGUCGUGGCUACUAUCCCCUCAACCAAGAUGUGCAAAAGCGCUUUUACUAUGCAACAGGAUUCUUUUUCGUAGGCUGGAUCUUACAUUAUAUUCCAUUCUUCUUGAUGGGUCGCUCCUUAUUCCUGCAUCACUACAUGCCCGCACAAAUCUUUUCAUAUAUGGUCCUCGCUGCUGUCCAUGGCUUUAUCUUUGUAGAGGGUGUGGAUGCGCCAAUUUCUGAACCCGGCCCCGAGGUGCGUCCACGCCGUCUCCAGCGUGCUGUCGUGCCUGCGCUUGCAUACAUCUCUGCUGCGGCCCUCGUUGUCUUGCACUUGGCCUCGUUCCUGUAUUUUGCUCCGCUCUCGUACGGAACAAGUGCAUUGGACAUUCCAGCUCUUGCGCGCCGCAAGUUGCUUCCACAAUGGGAAUUCCAUUUCACAAAGUGAAGAUAAAAGAAGGAUGGAAGCAAAAAGAGACAUUGGCAUAUAUAGCCUUCGUACGUAUCCAUGAAAAGGCAUCCCAAUACAUUAAGAAAAUGAUAAAAUAUAUUUUAUAUAGAAUGUCCU